GCCCUUCCAGAAGGAUGAAUUACUGAUAGGAGAAAAUGCAGAGAUUGAAGUGAAGGACCUGCAAGUGAUGGAGUUUAGGUGCAGGGACCAGUACAACUUUUGAAGAUGUUUAAAUGUGCUACAUGGAUCUGCCUAGAACUUUUCCUUUUGUUCUAUAUGAACUGCCUCCAAAUAAUACCAGGAUUACCUAGUUCCCCGGACUACCUGCAGCGUGGUUGGCAGAGACUGUUAGAGGAAGGAGAAAGCUGCUUGGACUGUAAGCCAGAAGAAUGUCCUCAGCCCAGAGGAUGCCUUGCUGGGGUGGUAAGGGACACUUGUGACUGCUGCUUGGAAUGUGCCAACUUGGAAGGGCAGAUAUGUGAUCUGGAUAACACCAACCACUUCUAUGGAAAAUGUGGAGAUAACUUAGAAUGCCAACUAGACAUGGGAGAUCUGAGACAUGGAGAGGUGCCGGAACCUCAGUGUGUCUGCUUAUCUAACACAGCUGUGUGUGGAUCCGAUGGCAAAACCUAUCCCCAGCUGUGCAAAUUCCAGGAGAUGUCCAAUGCUCAGCCAGAAAAAAAUCUGACUGUUGCACAUGACGGGCCAUGUGAAUCAGCACCACAGAUCCUUACGCCACCCUAUGACAACUGGAAUGUUACUGGGAAUGAUGCUAUAUUUGGCUGUGAAGUCUUUGCCUAUCCCAUGGCAUCUAUUGAAUGGAGGAAGGAAGGUACUGAAAUGCUGCUACCUGGUGAUGAUCCCCAUAUUUCAGUCCAGUUUAGAGGAGGUCCUCAGAAGUAUGAAGUGACGGGGUGGCUUCAGAUACAAUCAGUUCGUGCAGCUGAUGAGGGGAGUUACCGAUGCUUUGCUAAAAACAAAGUUGGAGAAGUUAUGGCAGCAGCGACCCUCACAGUGCUAACACCAGAACAAGUCAACCUGACGGGAUUGUCUCUGCCGAAAUUCCGCAACCCUUUGCAAGAGGACGAAUUUGACAAUGAGGAUUCUGAUUAUUACUGAAUUUCCAAAGAACGAUGGAUCUGGUCUGAAUCAUUCUCAACAAGUUCUGUCCAUACAUGGGUAGAACAUGCCACAUACAGCAAAUUCCAUUUCCAUGACAAGGGACAAUGAAAAGCACUUUAUAUUUGUAAACCCGCUUUGGCAAGCUUUGUAAAAUAUUUUUAUUUGAAGGA
Nanorana parkeri is the source of this 1172-nucleotide messenger RNA. RefSeq names its product Kazal type serine peptidase inhibitor domain 1 (gene KAZALD1). Bases 106 to 999 code for a protein of 297 amino acids. Gene Ontology annotation, molecular function: insulin-like growth factor binding. Gene Ontology annotation, cellular component: extracellular region. The transcript has 4 exons. Gene Ontology annotation, biological process: regulation of signal transduction; regulation of cell growth. NCBI's taxonomy places the organism in Eukaryota, Metazoa, Chordata, Amphibia, Anura, Dicroglossidae. The record is from RefSeq and is a predicted model, not a curated record.